UGGUUACGCAAAGUCUGAAUGAGGGACACUUCAGAACACAAAAGUGAAAGAGGAUAUUAACCUACCAUCAGCUGAAAUAAAUAGUUCUUCAUGUUUGUGCAAAGGCCUGUACUGAGAAGUACCAUGAAAGGAUCGCUGUUACUGCAUUUACUUUUCCAAGGAGUGCUGUUGUAUGAUGCUUUGGCAUGGGAAGUGAAAAUGCCCAAAGACAUUCACGGCCUCAAAGGUUCCUGCUUGGUUAUACCAUGUUCUUACUACUACAGCUCAAACCCACCCCAAAACCCAGGUAGAGUUGUGUGGUAUCAGUGGGUUUCUUUUGGCUACCCUUUAGUUUACGAUCCAUUGCAUCCAAAAAAAGUCAUUGAGAAGUUCAGAGGGAAAACGGAUUUAUUUGGAAGCUCAAGUUGGGAUUGCAGUCUACUGAUCAAAAAUCUGGAUCAGGUCCAUCAUGGAGAGUUAGUAUAUGCAUGGAUUGACCCUGAAAAUGUUGGCUGGCGCACAUUCAGGUUUUAUGAUGUCACCUCCAUAAUUCUUGUUAAUGCAAGUCCACAGCAGCCCAGCAUCAAGAUCUAUGGAGGUGUAUGGACAGGUGACACCAUUACAGUAGUGUGUUCGACUUUACACACGUGUCCAUACAGCAAACCAAACAUCACUCUCAACAACAUCGAAGGAUCUGAUGAAAUGGACAAUGAGCAUAUUGAAGACGGCCUGUGGAAAAUCACUCUGACACGCACAUCUGUCACAAAUGCAGAAAAUGCCACUAUUGAGUGUUCAGUAAUAUAUUAUGGCGGCAUAACAGUUACAGCUAUGAAGAGCAUAAACGCACAAUCUCCUGACCAUGAAGAAGCAGACGUGCCCGUUCCAAAUAAGACUGACUGGCUUUACAUCCUAGUGCCCUCACUUGUGUGCAUCCUUACUUGCAUACUUGCUGGUUUCAUACACAAGUUUCGACACAGACAGACCCCUGAGGAUGAUAUGCAAGGAUCUGAACAGAAGGUUGAGGCGUCGCUAGUGAGGGAAAAAGUGACAUUGAGUAUUGGGGGCCCAGAACUAUCGGAAGGUCCACAACGAUCCAUCAAAAGUGCCUUAGCAGUUUCUACCGAAAAGCUUUUUCUAACAACUGCAAUUUUGAGCGGGCAGGACUGUCUUCUCACGCUCCAGACAUCUGAGUACUGUACGGAGGACCUGGAAAACCCAGCGACACCCCGGUCUGCAGGUGAUGAGGGGGACUCACUUGAACAAAAACGUUUCAUUGUAGCAGAAUGAGUUUGCAAGAUCAAGAAGAAGCACUUUCACUCGUUCACUAAAAAACCUGAUAUACUAAUGUAAAGUUGUUUUCGUUCUUCGCUAAUAGGCAAUUAUUUGAAACUUCAGUUUCUAGUAUAAAGCAACUCUCCAGUGUCUUCAUGAAGCGUCUGAACUCAAUGGACCAGACAGAAGAAAUGAACUGAAGGUUUCAGUUUUUCAGAGUCUCUAAGCCACACCCACCUAUUAUGCCACGGACCAAUGGUAGUUCAGUGUUUACCAGCCACAGCAAACAUUUGCAUAAAUUUGCUUUGCAGAACAGUUUCAGAAUCAUGAAACGAAAACGCAGGGAUUUGUGUAUAAAAUCUUUGCAUGAAUUAACUUUCGUACUAAAAUAUAUUCUAAAUAAUGAAUAAAAUGUAGGAAUACCUGAAACCAUUGACACAAAGACCACAUACUCUGCUACACAUGCUCAUUUAUAACACUACUAUUACAUUAUCAUUAUAACAAGGAUAAGUGCAAAUUGUGAAUAAAUGGGAAGUUCUCCCAUGUAAAUAAAUAUGUAUGAUCCACAUUAAUUAUUCCUUAUUAGUGAAUAAGACCCGCUGUCAUAUGUUUUUGAUUAGAAGUUGUA
Carassius auratus (goldfish) is the source of this 1879-nucleotide messenger RNA. RefSeq lists its product as uncharacterized. The record is from RefSeq and is a predicted model, not a curated record. Lineage: Eukaryota; Metazoa; Chordata; Actinopteri; Cypriniformes; Cyprinidae. The coding region runs from base 91 to 1266 and encodes 391 amino acids. The transcript has 8 exons.